Sceloporus undulatus (fence lizard) is the source of this 1434-nucleotide messenger RNA. It is a transcript of the gene MRPS27, whose product is annotated as mitochondrial ribosomal protein S27. Bases 85 to 1299 code for a protein of 404 amino acids. Gene Ontology annotation, molecular function: protein binding. NCBI's taxonomy places the organism in Eukaryota, Metazoa, Chordata, Lepidosauria, Squamata, Phrynosomatidae. The record is from RefSeq and is a predicted model, not a curated record. Gene Ontology annotation, cellular component: mitochondrion. The transcript is spliced from 11 exons.
AACGCUCAUUAGCAUCCUUCCUCCGCCUCCAUUUUGCUGCGCCGUCGGACCUCCCCCGCCGCCGAGAAAGUGGUACGCCCCGAAAUGGCUGCCCCUCUGAUCCAACGCGGGUUCCAGAAGGCAGCCAAGGCCUGGGUCUUUGCAGGUAAAAGAUGUAUUCUUUCAGCAGCUUAUGUGGACAGCACGGCAUGGGAACAAAGAGAAAAAGAACAAUGCAAGCUGGCUGAUUUGGCCAAUUUGAUGGACAGAACCUAUGAGAGAAAGCUUCCAGUCAGCUCUUUAACUGUAUCUCGGUUUAUAGACAACAUUUCUUGUCGCGAGCAUGUGGAUCAAGCUGAAUAUUAUCUCUACAAGUUUCGUCACAGCCCUAAUUGCUUUUACUUAAGAGACUGGAUAAUCCACAGUUGGAUCAGACAAUGCCUCAAGUUUGGUGCAAAGGACAAAGCCUUGUACACUUUUCAAAAUAAGGUACAAUAUGGAAUAUUUCCAGAUAAUUUUACAUUAAAUCUUUUAUUGGAUUCCUUUAUAAAGGAUGGGAAUUAUGAAGAUGCUAUGGCUGUAGUCACUGAGAUCAUGAUACAGGAAAAAUUUGAGGAAGUGUCUACACAGCUUCUCUCACUCCAUGUCAUGUACAAAUAUUUGGCAACCAAAUCAGAAUUAACGUGGAAGGAAGAGAGAAAUCUUGGAGCGUCCCUCAUGUUAACAGGAUUGAAGCAGAACAACACUGUGGGAUUCAGUUCUCAGCUGUAUGGCCAUGCUCUUCUUGGAAAGGUGGAGCUACACAAGGGGCUCCAAGAUGUGUACCGAAAAAUGCCCCUUAUGUGGACUCCUGGGUACCUGAACAGAGCUUUGCAAGUGAUGGAGAGUGUGGCACUGCUGCCUGACCACAGUAUCAAGCUCUGCAAGGAAGCUAUGGAUGUUCUGGCAGCCAUUUUGCAGCCUGUUCCUAUGGCAGAAGCUUCACAAGAGGACGCCAAGGAUUCAGAAGAAACGCUGAAGCAAGCACAAACAGAAGAAACACAGAUAGCUCAGCUGCCUGAGUACCUGCAUCGAUUUACGGAACUGAAUUCUAAACUACAGUCGCUUGGCAAGGUGGAAUCUGCUCGGUUGUUGACACUGACCACCCAGCUUGUUGAGAAGGAGCUGCCAGCAGCUGAAGUGGAAGACACCACAAAAUACAAACAGAAACUAAAGGAGUGGGAGCAAGAGCGAACUGCUCUGACUGAAAGGGAGAGAGAAAUGAGGGAAAAGGCCAAGCAGGAGCUGGAAGCCCGCGAUGCAGUAAAAGCAUCUGCUUGAUAUUCUGCUUAUAAACUUUCUCAUGUGACAGAGAUGCUCCUGGCAAUGUACAGGAGCUACUAUGAAAUAGGCCAGAAACCAUGUUGACAUGUGGCCUUGACUGUAUUCCAAUUAAACCUUUUCAAAUACAUCUUA